Messenger RNA from Pelmatolapia mariae (spotted tilapia), 837 nucleotides. It is a transcript of the gene aspdh, whose product is annotated as aspartate dehydrogenase domain containing. Lineage: Eukaryota; Metazoa; Chordata; Actinopteri; Cichliformes; Cichlidae. The record is from RefSeq and is a predicted model, not a curated record. Bases 1 to 837 code for a protein of 278 amino acids. Gene Ontology annotation, molecular function: NADP binding; L-aspartate dehydrogenase [NAD(P)+] activity. Gene Ontology annotation, biological process: NAD+ biosynthetic process. The transcript has 7 exons.
AUGGCGACCGAUUCUUCCUCUUUAAGGAUUGGAGUUGUAGGAUUUGGACAUCUAGGUCAAUACCUAGUGGAGAGGAUCCAUAAAGAUGGACCUGCCCUCGGUCUGACUCUGGGUUUUGUCUGGAACAGGAAUUCUGGCAAGCUCAGUGGUUUAGUCCCCUCUGAACUCAUACUCGGGGAGCUAUCGUCCUUUGCAGAAAGGCGAUGCGAUGUGAUUAUUGAGGUGUGCCAUCCUCAAAUAGUUAAAGAAUUUGGGCUCCAGUUUCUGUCUCAGUCUCAUUUCAUGGUGGGCUCUCCAUCUGCUCUCGCUGAUCCUGAUCUGAACCAGAAGUUGCAUCAGGCUGCUCAGAAGUAUGGCAGGACUCUCUACGUCCCCAGUGGUGCAUUAUGGGGAGGCCAGGACAUCCAGAGGCUGAAUGACAGUGGUAAAUUAAAGGCUUUGUUCAUCAGAAUGUCCAAGCAUCCCUCCUGCUUUCGGCUGACAGGAGACGUCCUCACUGACUGGACGGAGGGAGAAGGCAGGCGUGUUUUGUUCAGAGGCUCCGUUGCAGAGUUGUGCCCACUCGCUCCUAACAAUGUGAACACCAUGGCAGCAGCAGCAGUGGCAGCAGGGACACUGGGCUUCACUGGUGUCCAGGGAGAGAUUGUGUCAGAUACAGCGUUAAGAGACUACCAUGUGGUGGAAGUGGAGGUGACUGGGCCUGAUGGUUUCUCAGUACACACAGUGAGGAGGAAUCCAGCCAAACUCGGGGCUGUUACUGGCAGCGCAACUUACAGCUCUUUCUGGAAUAGUUUACUCAUUUGCAAAGGUCACGGGGGCAGAGUUUACCUGUGCUGA